AUGGCGUGCUCCCUGCUCUUCUUGAUCGCCCUCAGCGCCGGUUCGGCCGCACCCAAGCCGCCGGGCCCGAUGCGCUACGAGACGGUGGGGUUGGACGAGGAGGCAGACGCGGCGGACGGCCCGGACGUGCUGGACCUGCCGGCUCCGGCCGCUGCUGCGCUCGGCGAGAGCCCGCGGCCACGGCCGACCGGCGCAGGCGCCGGCGACGCGUCGAUGCAAUUCAUGGUGACGCAGCGCAUGAAGGCGGAGCUGAUGGCGCUCGGCUACUCUGAGGCGGAGGCGCAGCGCCUCAACCCGCAGCGCGCUGCCGCCAUCCUCGAGCACUCGAUACGCCGCCCGUCGAGGGGCGUCCCGUCCAGCUGGAACCGCGCGGCCGGUGGCCGGAAGUCGCUAGGGCGCGCAAUCGGCCGCUCCUGCGCUGCGAUCGCGCGGGCGGGGGUGCUGGCGAGCGGCGCGCUCCUGGUGUACGUGGGGAGCGGGGGGACGCUGCCGCCGGCUCAGCAGAGGCUGCUCGACCAAGCUGGCGCCUACCUCGAGCGCCACAUCAUGCCCCUGCUCAAGCCGCCCACGCGGUACACGCCUGACUACCUCUGA
Emiliania huxleyi CCMP1516 is the source of this 594-nucleotide messenger RNA. RefSeq lists its product as hypothetical. The record is from RefSeq and is a predicted model, not a curated record. The transcript has a single exon. Lineage: Eukaryota; Haptophyta; Isochrysidales; Noelaerhabdaceae. Bases 1 to 594 code for a protein of 197 amino acids.